Molecule: messenger RNA, 1347 nt
Organism: Fusarium keratoplasticum
Lineage: Eukaryota; Fungi; Ascomycota; Sordariomycetes; Hypocreales; Nectriaceae
Product: Guanine deaminase
Exons: 1
Coding region: 1-1347 (448 amino acids)
Biological process (GO): guanine metabolic process
Cellular component (GO): cytosol
Molecular function (GO): guanine deaminase activity; zinc ion binding
Source: RefSeq, a predicted model, not a curated record
AUGUCCUCAACUCUGGUCUUCCAGGGGACAAUCAUUCACUCCCUUGAUCCCGAAAAUCUUGAAAUCUUGGAGAAUGCGACACUCAUAGUCCACGACGGUCGCAUCACCGGCUUGUACAAGUGCACCGAUGAGAUGCCACAAGAUGCCAUCCCUUCGGCAGCCAAGCUCCAUAAACUUCCAUUUGGAGACUUUUUGAUUCCGGGCUUCGUUGACAUACACAACCAUGCUCCUCAAUGGCCGAUGCGCGGUCUCGGCCAAGGUCUUCACAUCCUGGAUUGGCUUAACGACGUCACUUUUCCCUUUGAGGCACGCUUUGCCGACCAUGACUACGCAUCUAGCAUGUAUGAGUAUACUGUUGAGGACUUUUUACGUCACGGAAUCACUACGGCAUCAUACUAUGGGUCGCGACAUGCAGAAGCAACACGAAUCCUAGCGAAUAUAUGCCAUAAAAAGGGCCAGCGCGCCUUGGUGGGGAAAUGCAACAUGGACAGGAAUGCACCAGACUACAUCUGUGAAGAGGAUGCAUCUGCAUCCCUUCGUGAGACCGAAGAGUGCAUCGGCCAUAUCCGAUCCUUGAAUGGGAAUGAGGAUGCUCUAGUAUCACCUGUUGUGACGCCCAGGUUUGCCAUCUGCUGCACACCUGAGCUACUCCAGGGUCUGGGCGAUAUGAUUCGGGGCGACGAUACCUUGGCAAUGCAGACACAUUUCAACGAAGCUCAACAGGAGAUAGACGCAACCAAGGCGCUUUUCCCAGAGUUUGGCGGGAGCGAGGCGGACCUAUACGAAAGCUACGGGUUGCUUAACCGCAGAGCUAUCCUAGCCCACUGUACCAUUAUGAACGACUACGAAAAGGAGCGGCUCAAGGCGCUACAGUGCGGCAUCGCGCAUUGCCCGAUUGCCAACAUGACGGUUGGAGGAGGCUUCAUGGUCGCGCCGAUAAGGGACUUUUUGCGCCGCGGCAUCAAGGUCGGUCUGGGGACGGAUAGCGGUGGUGGAUGGGCUUCCCAGAUGCUUGCUGUCAUACGCCAGGCCAUGAUAGCAUCAAAUGCACAAGAGGUCUUGUCCAAGGGUGGGGAUAAGACACUAUCACUAGACGAAGCAUUCUACCUCGCGACAAUGGGUGGUGCGAGGGUCCUCUGUCUAGAGGAAAGAAUAGGCAGCCUUGAGGUUGGCAAGGAACUGGACGCUAUCUGGGUGACGACGACGAUGGGACUGCAGUCGGCCAUGGCCCCGCGAGAUACCCAGGACUCACCGAGAAGGAUGUUUGAGAAGUUUAUUAUGACGGGUGAUGAUCGGAAUAUGGCUCAUGUGUAUGUCAGAGGUCGGCGAGUAGCUGGAAGUAAGUAA